Messenger RNA from Manihot esculenta (cassava), 864 nucleotides. RefSeq lists its product as uncharacterized. The record is from RefSeq and is a predicted model, not a curated record. The transcript has a single exon. The coding region runs from base 223 to 603 and encodes 126 amino acids. NCBI's taxonomy places the organism in Eukaryota, Viridiplantae, Streptophyta, Magnoliopsida, Malpighiales, Euphorbiaceae.
GUCCAAAGCGUGUCUCAACCAAACUUCCCAUGGAGUGGAAUCAGCGCGUGAGCAUCUCAUUUCUUACAUCAUUUGACUAUCAUCAACUCCUUCUCUCCUCUGACUUUGUCAGCUUUAACUAAACGCUCUAUGUUCUUCCUGCCAUAUAAAAACCCUCAACCCUAACCUAACCCUUCCCAUCAACUCUCUGAAACCUCUCCAAAUCUUGUUCUCUCAUCUCCAAUGGCGAAAUCCUACAAAGCCCAUAGUCUAAUACCGUUUUUCCUUCUCAUUUCUCUCUCCAUUCUUUCAUCUUCUUCAGCUAGGUUAUUGCACGACUCUUUCCCACAGAACCUAGCAGCAUCCGAACCAGCCUUCAAUCUUGCACUUCCUAGUGAUAAUGUUAUUGAUGCAUCGCCGGAGAACCCAUCGGAGAAAGAUGAAUCGAAGCAUGUUAAUGUACCAUGUGAACUGGAAUCCGACGAGAACAAGGACAAGAACUCUGAUGUGAAAGUGGGGGCAAGACUGGCCGGAAAGUAUGGACCAACGCUUCUGAAUAUGCUUCCAAAGGGAUCAGUUCCAAACUCUGGACCAAGCAAAGGAAGCAACGACAUAAACAACUAGAAACUGAAGCUCAAGUCGGUGGUGUUUAAUGUUGUCUGUAUCUAUUAAUUAUUCUUUCUUUUUUAUAGUUUACAAGAGUUGAUAAAUUAGCUCUUAAUUAUGUAUAUAAUCAUUGCAAAACUAUAGGUUAUAUGAUAGAGAGUUUUGAGUUUUUUUUUCCUUUUCUAUCAAUAUAAUGGAAUUGAUGGAAAAAUUAGAUCUAUUGAGAGUUCUUUUUGCUUCAUUAAUUUCCAUGGAAAUUUACCUCUCAAUUGCAAUUCA